AUUAUUGGUACACUUUCGUUUCUAUCUUUGUUGAUUUCGUUUUUUUAUUCCUAAACCGUGUUUCAGAUCUUUAUUUUACAAUGUCAUACGAAGGAAAAGGAUCAGGCGAAAAUUCGACGAAAAGACACUCAUUUGGAUUAUUUUUCAACCAACGAAUUCCUGAGUCCCCUUUAACAUCAAGACUACACAACUUUUAUUCAAGUCCUUUUGGGGGAAAUCAGCAAAGAGCUUUCAAUAAUGUGUUUUAUGAACCAUUUGCCAACCAAGCAGCUCAAAAUGAAUCUUCGGAAGCUGAAUAUAGUAAAGAAGAUUCUUCAAGCAUCGGUUUGAUGACCCAACCACUAAGUUCUAGAGAAAAAGUUAAUGAAAAGAUUUCUGAAACUAUGGGAACCUUAGACACUUCAGCUGCACAUGCAUUUACAAGAAAUAGCAAUGUACCAAUAUUUGAGGAUGUUAUUGUUCCACAAAGAAUCACAGUGCCUGAAGUGAAAUAUGAGCCCAGUACACCUAUAUUCAAGGCAGAUGAUUUCAGCAAAGAACUAGGCAGACCUCACAAAUCAUCUUUCAAUUCAGGAAGCUCAGGAGAUGAAUCAGUUGUUGCACAAUCACGAUGUUCCAUGUGUGAUGGCUGUAGCUCAAGUCCUUGCGCAUCGCACUAUGCAUGCACACAGACAAGUUUUGCAGACUCUGAAUUCAGCGAUUAUCAUUCUCUAAAAUGGGAUGACCACAAUUUCCAAGGAGAUGAAACCGUUGAUAGUUUGUUAAAUGACUUCAUUGAAAUUUCUCAUGAAAGACCUGGGCAAAAGUUCCUGCAGACUGAGGUGUCAACAUCAGGUCAACAUCUCAUAUUCCUACUAAUAAGGAUCUUACUGGUUAGAUAUAAGCAAAUUGUGGAGGAAGCCAAAGAACACAAGACUAUUGCCAAAUCACAGAAGAAAACAAUUGUCUGUUUGGUACAAAGUGUGCUGCUUCUUGUUAAGAGAAAUCAAGACACCGAGAAUAGGCUAGAAAGAUUGCGAAGGGAGCUAACUCAGAUGAGGAUACAGCAGACAAUGUUUGAGAAGCAGCAGAGAAAGAUGUACCUUUGUCUGUCUCUGGUUCUCGGCUUUCACUUCCUAAGUCUACCUCCAGUGAAAUCAAGAUUAUCUUCACUAUUAAAUGUGUUUGGUUUUGUCAAAUCUGCAAAGAAAAUGAAUAGUUUUCGUCAAUCAGUGGGUCAAAACUGGAGAAACAUUCCGUCUCUACUGACUGAAUUUUUGCGACUCUUCAUAUUUCGAUCACAGCUGAAAACGCGGACAAGCUAGUUCCACUUUUUUUAAGUCCAACAUUCAACAGUAUUAAUUAUCUUCUGUUGACUGCUGUGUUAACAUUGCUCUUGCUCGUAUGCUUAUGAGACUUUGACUUUAUUUUGUUUCCAACUCACCUGACGGACUCAUAUAAAUUCCAGCGACCCAGAAAGUUUUUAAACCUCUCUGAUGUGUAUUUUUAGCUAGACUAUUCGAAGAAUAAGAAAGGUAUACUUCUGGCCCUGGCGUUGGCUCUCGGUUUAAGUUUUAGGGCAAGCUGGCAUUUUCCCUUAUAACUCCAAUUAAGGUAAGACAGAGUGGCGUAUAGUCAAGAACCCUGGCCUACAACAGCCCUUGUUUAUUUAAUUAUGGCAAUAAUGGUAAGAAAGUUAAAACAACAACAAAACACCAACCUACCCACCCUUAAAGCUACACGUUCACAGAUUUACCAUUUUUACAACUUUUUUUAUUUUUGUCUUUGAAAGGGCAAAUUUUUGCGUAAAUAUCUGCAAUCCAAUAAUAUAAGACUGCUGACAAAAGAUCAGAUCGCAGAUUUUCAUAUUUCCAUUCGAAAAUUAAUGUUUUAUGGCUAACGGUUUAAGAAAAAUGCAUAAAACGUCAAUUUUUUUACUUAAAUAUAAAAAUCUGUGAUCUAAUUUUUGUCAGCAGUCUUAUAUAACUGGUUUCCAUGGAUUGUCGCAAAAAUUGGCUCGUUUCAAGACAAAAAAUAAAAAAGUUGUCAAAACGUUUAAUCUGUGAGAGUGCAGCUUUAAGGGUAUUGGUUAGGUUAUAGGCCAAACAAUCUCUUAUUAACUGUGGAUCAAUUGGAUUGAUGCUGUUCCAGUUUAUACUUAAAACACAUGGUAUACAUUUGUUCAGAAGACCACGAAUCUAUUGGCUGUUCGAUAAAGAUUGAUUGUGGUCGUAAAUUGAAAUGAUCUUAUUCUCAUAGUACAUUUUUGAGUGAAUUGAAUUGCCCGUAAUAAAAAUGAACACAAAGUAAAUAAAAAAAAUUAUCAAAUCUCUCACCAAUUUUGAUUUUAAUGCAGAUCAUUUAAGAUUUGAAGGACUACAAUCCUGAUUGAUAAAGGCUCCUAGAUUGUAAAUCUUAAGACCCUUGUAUGGUGACAACUAAAAAGGAAUAUUUAGACCAUGCAUCACUUGCAUUUACGAUUCAGACAGGUUAUUGACUGUUAUGGUUAUACUUCUUAUUAGUAUCACACCACAUUGAUUGUUUUAAGUGUUAUUAUGUCUACUUGACAUUGAUGUCAUUUUGGACUACUUUGAGUUUAGGAUGAACAUUUUACAGAAAAAUAUCUUGUAGAAAUUGUAACCACAUCCCCCCCCCCCCCAUCAUCUUCUUUUCUCUAGUUUUUUGUCAGAUUUUUUUAUUCCAGUUCAGGUACUGAUUAUACACUUAUAUUUAUACCUGGUAUCACAUAGUUUACAGAGUCUAUAGUCAUCCUAGCUCUUUUUUUCCAGUUCGGUUUUUUAUUACAUUAUACAUAAAAAAAAUUGUCCUGGCCCAAAUUUCUCGAAACUUCUUAAUCCUCUUAUUAUAACAAGAUUAUCAAUUGAUUUCUAUGGCAAACCCAAUAACUGCCUGGUCACGACAUUUGUUUAUUUGGAAUUAAGGCUGAUUUUAGAUUUAAUUUUCUUUCUGAAAUAUCUAUACACUGUGAACUGAACAAUAUAAUAUGUCUAGGGAUCAAAAGCAUUACAAAAUGGCCACAAUUUGGUGGACCCACUAUAUUUAUUUUGAGAAUGCAUUAUUGUUCCAUUGUUUUAAAUGUUUGUUAUAAACAAACACUAUGUAAAUUGCUAAGAAAUUAUCACAUUAUCCCAUGUUCUUCUUGUAUAACAAUAUUCUACUGUAAAAAAAAUAGGUGUUGAAGGAAAACAUACUGUGAAAGACGCCAGACCUUUUGCUAAGAUGUCAAUGACGUAAGCUUCUUGCGAAACUUAAAUAAUAUGCAAGCAACAGUCAUAUAUAAGCACGUAGGAACUGAGUCAGUUUUUAUAUCGUAGAUGAUGUGGGACAUACCAUUUCAAUUAAACAGUUAAAGUUGCACUCUUAAUAAAUAAGAUGUACCACAAUUAAUUCAAUUGUUAUAAUUUACCGAAAAGGUUGAAAAAAUAUUGAAAACAAUGGUUCUUUAUAAUGAAGGAUACCCUGUUAAAUUUGAAGGAAAGGUGCAGAUAACACAGUAUUUCUACCUUAUGAGAUGAUAGUUCAGGCGGGUCGCUGCCUAUAUGGGAGCACGUGGCUGAAUCCACAUGAUUAUGACAAAAAAAUGAAAUAAAUCAGCCAAAGUUGCAGUAUGUGUACUUGAUUACAUGAUCCUAAAACUGUCCAAUUUCCAGUACUAAAUAAAGCACCUCAUAAAGCCCAGAUUGCACCAUAGUUUUCAAAAUUUUCUGAAAGGGCAUGCCCACUAACACCCCCAGCACAAUUAUGAAUCCACAUGAAUAGACGGCUAGCUAUGCCCCUGUAGUUGAUCACUUUAAAUUUUUUAGGACUCACCAGUCAUUUAAUAUAUGUGUUUCCAGCUGUUAAAUACACUGUUACCCUCUUGUUAUCAGUUAUUAAUAUUUUCCAUAAAUACAUUACUUAGUUAGUAGUUAAAGUUUUAUCGCUCAAAAUUCAUGUUUGUUAUACAUGUGUAUGUAAUGAUUUUAAAUAUGAGUGUCAUAAAUGCAUUAUUAUUAUGAAGAAGACAACAUUUAGUAUAAUACCAUUAUUGUUAUGAAAAUAGUAUCUCUGUAAUUAUUUGAAUGCUGAUCGACUGUGGGGCAGUAUGUCAUAAAACAUCUUAAUUUAUUUCUUAAAACAAGUCCAAAUUAUUUUCAUAGUCAAAUUAAAACAAAGGAAUAUGUGUUUUUUACAUUAAACUAUGUAUUUUCAAUAAAAUAAAUGAAAAUAAAGAAUUUCAGAUAUUAUGACGCAAUUGUAUCAUAUGAUAUGCAAAUUACUUAACUUAAGAAAAUGACAUAAGAUAGGCAAUGACUUAAGAUGAUAUAUGAAUAUCAGCUGGCUGCUGUACUUCACUCUUUAUUCACUGAGGUCAGUGUGUAUGUAUUACCACGUGAAAUUUUUUGUCAUAAAUGCUUCGUCAGAAGGCAAUAUUUUGCUUUAAAUAAGACGUUGAACAAAGAAAACUUGAGUAUUUAUUCAUCAUAUGAAAUUAAACAUGGCGAAGUCUAUGCCGCUUACUAUGAUGAAAGCUCGAUUAGGUCUUCAAUUGCCUGAGAUAAUUUAGAGUUUAGUUUCUUAAAACAAUUUCACAAAACUGCAGCCUCAUGGAGUACUGUCAAAAGUUAUUUUGGAAACAGGUUUAUCGAAGUGUUUGAAUAAAUUAAUCACAUAUUCAAACUCUGGAAAUAAAAUUAAGCGGGGUCUUUCAGCGGCAUAGACUGUCCUUUGUGUCAUUUAAAAUGGUGAAUAAAAAGAAAAAUUAUAUUUGUUUUAAGUUAUUAGUCGAAGCAAAAUGUUGCCUUUCAACGUAGCAGCAUUUAUGAUGUAAUUUAUCAUGUGCAGACUUUUUUUAUUUGUCACCUAACAUUUUUUUUUCUGUAACACAAAUAAUGAAAUUAUAAAUUACAAUUUUGGGAAGCAUUCUUGUGUAUGUAUGAGUAAUAAUUUCACAACAUAUUGCUGGCAUUUAAUGAUGUUGUUAAAAUCAUAGGAGAGUAAGUUACUUUGACAUUUAUGAUUAACCACCCACACCAAAGACCGCUUAUAAUAGAGAGCAACAUAAAAAAAAAAAAUUUAUUUACAUAUAAAUCAUGGAAGCUUUUUUGCAAAUUAAUCAUAUGAAAAGCAUGCUUUAGAUGGGAGUUGAACGUCUCAUGAAAUAAAGUUUUUGUUAUUAAUCAGAGGUUUUAAUUCAUUAUCUUAUUGAAAUAUCUUAUCUUUUUGAUAUUUUAAUGGAUUCGCUUUGAAUAGGUGAAUAUAUUAACAUUUAUCCACAGAUAAUGUUGGAAGGUUUUUGAAAUGACAUUUACUGAUACUUUUAUUAUAAGGGAUUUUUGUUAUUCUAUUUUCAAUUCAAAGGGAGGUAAUUUAACUAUUAAUUUAUUUGACUUAAAUUUGAUGUUGUUUUUUGUUCUUCUCAGCAUCUGGUAAUUUGGUAAACGUAGUUUGCCUGUUUCCAAAAUUCAAGAUAUAACCAGGCAAACUAGCUUCCUUUAUGAAGCUAGUAUCAUAAAAAUAUUUACCAAUUUGCGAAUCUGCAGUUUAUUAUAAGUUCAGUCCAGGUUUCCUGGGCCCUUAAUUUCUGGAAAAAUCUUAAGGCUAAUAUUCUGAUAGCUUAAGGCUGAGUAUCUGAUAACACAAAUUAUACUAUACAAGUGUGUGCUAAGCUUAAUCCUGUUAAGAGAAUUAAGAUUUUUCAAGAAAUUGGGUUUAAAUAAAAUAUCAGUGCAAUUUUCUUGAUUUUUGAUUUUGUUUUUCCUUCCUAGGAGAUACUGUAGGAUCAAUUUCAUAUACUAGCCUUUUGUCUGUGAUACUAAUUUUUUUGUUGUGUGUUUCUGCAAUAUUUGUCAUGACACCUGAUUUUGAACUUGUUAUUAAAUCUUGUACACAGUA
Mya arenaria is the source of this 5874-nucleotide messenger RNA. RefSeq lists its product as uncharacterized. Lineage: Eukaryota; Metazoa; Mollusca; Bivalvia; Myida; Myidae. The transcript has 7 exons. The record is from RefSeq and is a predicted model, not a curated record. Bases 81 to 1304 code for a protein of 407 amino acids.